GUUACUCACUCAUCUGAAUCACACAAAAUGCAUCGAACAGAAUCUAAAGCUUCCCAAAGAUUCUAACAGCUAACCUACCAAACCCCCAAUCCUAGCAACUUGAAGCAAGCCAGCAAGAAUCUGAAUCAAUCUAGGACCUUAAGGAAUAUGUCAUCAGACUCUACAGCAAUGCCAAAUUAUUGGCACAUUCAGCACUAUAUCCAAUAGUAUCACUGGGUAAGGUGUGAACUAAUUACAUAUGGAAGCCUUCUGGCUGCCAAACUCUGCCAAUUCACUCAGUACUUGCUAUCUUAUCCCUCUGACAGAAAUAGAAAGGAGCCCCUCCUGUUACAAUGCAAUCUAGACCUGCAGACAAUAUGCCAUGAGCGAUGGAUUGCUUGUGCUAUGGUGGGGAUGAGUGGUGCUGGCCCACAUAAAGGUUUCCAUGUGGUCUUCCUUUUAAUUUAUCAUUUUCCAAAUAGUAGGUUGAGAGUUAGGGCUCUAGUGCAAGGCCCAGACCUAACUCGCCCGAAUGGAGACUAAAACUGCUAUCUGGACUUGAUCAGGCAAUGAGCUAACCAGCCAAAGAGACACAGGUAAGUAGGCUGCUGGCUCACUGUGGGCAGUCUCCCAAUGUUCCAGGCACCAUCUGCUGUUCGGUGACAAGAUACAGCUUUCCAACCAGGGGUGACAAGUAAAAUCAAACAAUAAUAUUCGGUUACACACAUGUAUGCAUUCCUAACACUCAAAGAGAAGUCGAUGUGUAUAAAUGAUUCAGCACUUAGAGUGUGCUGGGCCUUUCCACGGGUCAAUAAAUUUAAUCCCCACAAUACUGUGUCAGACCCUAGCACUACAGUACAUGUAUAUGUGAGUAUUUACUCAAAAUGUGCAGAGUGCUGUCCUUGUGUGUGCUAAUAUGCACUUUAUUCACCUGCCAUUAAGACCAGCCUUCAGAGCCAAAUGACAAAGUAAGAAUUUAUUUGUAAGGUGCACCAAGUGCUAUUCUAGGUGCUUUUUCAAUUUAUUUAAUCCCAGCAGCAACCCUGUUUUAAAUUACUAGAUUAUUAUGUAAAGUCAAAAAUACCUGCUUCUUUCCAAGGUUGGAGAUGGAGGCUGGGGGCAUAACCCAUCAGUGAGAAAAUCAACACUUCCAUUCUUCCCUUCCCCACUGGGGAGAGAAAGGAAAGAGCAACAUGGUAGAGUCUCUGUCAUUUACCUUAGUUGGAGCAGUUGGUUCUUCCUUUGGCAGAGUAUACUAAUGAUCUUUGGAGGCACAAAACUAGCCCCAGAGCCCAAGAGGGCAAGAGAGCUAAACUGCUCUGCAAACUAAAACAGAGUAGGUGAGCGCUAGGAAUAAGAAAGCAUAAGAAACACAGAGGGAGACUGGGAGCAAGUCCGUGUGGUGAUGUAAAACCAUUCAGUGUUUCGUACCCUCAGUAAAACCUGCUCACACACAGGUCUUGAGUGCUGGAUUCUGGAAAGAAAAUGACAGUAAAGGGGCUGAUUUCCAAGUCUGAUUGGCAUAGAGCCAGAAGAAGAAGAGCAACGAUAGUGGGUGACAACCAAGGGAGAUGGGGUGUUCUUUGGAAGCUGGAAUUCUGUGCCAGAAGUGAUGGUGAGACAUAGCUCCCCCACCUCUCGAUCUGGAAUUCUAACGGAAAGCGGAAUGCAAGAUCAGACCGACUGGUUUUAAAUCUCAGUUGUCAAGAUGACCUAGGCCAAUAUCUCAGUUACAUUUGGAAUUGUUCCCCUUCUUUUGCCUUUGUCAAUAAGAACCUUCCACACACAUUCAUAGUAACACUUAUCAAACUAUAUUGUAGUUACCUGUACUUUUCUGUCUAUAUUCCCUGCUACGCUAGGGGCAGAGAUUGUACUAGUCUUAUCCAACUUCCAGCAGCCAAAAUAAUACCCAGCCUAUGUGUUAAAGAAAUGAAACUGUCCGGAGGCACAUGUGUAGGCUUACCUACUUGUACGUCCACGGUCUUUCCCCUUUAUCAGAGAGCCUCUCUUCACUUAGGGCUACAUCGCAUUUAACUUUAGCUGUUACCCUCCUGGUUAGAAUAAUAAACUUCAUCUAUUAAAAGAAUAAGUUCCUCAUGGAAUCUUCCCAGAGCCCCUUCACAUUGCACGCCAAAGGCACACAAUGGCCUCAUGACCACAUUCAACGCCAGCUCAUUCAAUCCCUAACUGUCAGAGUUCUCCUGCAGAGGCUAUGAACACCAACAGUAGCUAUGGUCAAUUGUGGAAAGUGAGGGUAAGAAGACAGGUUCAUUUCCUGGAUAUUCCUAAAUAUAGUAGCCAGGAAUGUUCACAGACUAUAUGGUGAAUUCCAAAAAAAGUUUUUAGAUUAUGUCAAAUAACGAAGCAAUUGUAAGGGACUCACUUACUGACUUUUUUUCUGAGAGAAAAGGAGGAGCCUUUUUUUUAAAGCAGCUGUGUUGUCCUUUCUUGCUUUUAAUUAUGUCCCCAAGACUUUUUUUAAUAUCAACGUUAUUGGCUUCAAUAAGAAUCACUGCAUUGUGACACAAAUGAAAUGGAACCGCACAGAACAAAUAUAAGGACGUUUCCAAAACAUGACAUAAGAGAUACCGCCAAAAUAAUAGCUUCGUUUUUACUCAGAGAUUUGGCCAACUGUUUAGAAAAUUUACUCAUAUUUUGCCUUACCAGAGGAAAUCCAAUAUCACACAUUCAAUUUCACCACUUUUUCUAAGCAGGAAAAUAUCAGGCAAGAAAGGUGAAGUGACACUGAGAAAUGGAUUGAAGGAAAAUCUUCCCCUCCAGGGAAGGAGUGGGAGCGGAGUGAGGAAUCCUGAUUGAACACAAAACUAUGACCAAGCGGUGAAGCACAACGCGGGGUAGGAAUGUUGUGAGCAUUUACGAGUGUGAGAUUUACACCAUUAUAAUCCUAACGUGUUCGUGCAGAAUAACAACACAGCCUAUCUGCUGUACAAUGAUGGGGCCCCUACAUCUGCGAAUUACAGCAGAAAGUAUGGACACACUAAAGCUCCUGAAGAAGGCUAUGAUUACCCGCCCACAGGAAGAAGACAUGGACAAACUGGCAUCUGCAUAACUUUUAAGUACAACCAGUAUGGAGCAAUAGAUUCUCAGCUCUUGGUCUAUAAUCCAAACAUUUAUAGCUGUUCCAUCCCAGCCAUCUUCCACCAGGAGCUCGUUCACAUGCCCCAGCUGUGCACCGGGUCCAGCUCAUCCAAGAUCCCUGGCCGGCACCUCACCGCACUUCAGUCAGCCCGGGGCCAAAAAUUCCUCCAUUUUGCAAAGUCUGAUUCUUUCCUUGAUGACAUCUUUGCAGCCUGGAUGGCUCAACAUUUGAAGACGCACUUGCUAACAGAAACCUGGCAGCGAAAGAGACAAGAGCUUCCUUCAAACUGCUCCCUUCCUUACCAUGUCUACAAUGUCAAAGCAAUUAAGCUAUCUGGACGGUCUUAUUUCAGUUCUUACCAGGAUCAUGCCAAAUGGUGUGUUUCCCAAAAGAGGGCCAAAAAUAGCUGGACCUGUAUUGGAGACCUAAAUCGCAGCCCAUACCAAGCUUUCAGAAGUGGAGGAUUCAUUUGUACCCAGAAUCAACAUAUUUACCAUGCAUUUCAAGGACUGGUUUUGUAUUAUGAGCACUGUAACUAAACUUGGUGAAAGGACAUAUGUACUAUCAUUUUCAAUGCUGACGAUGGGUCUUCUUCCAUCAGAUCCAUUCUUCAUAUAUUAAAAGCCUGUGAAUGCAGUUAUAGUCCACAUAUGAUCAAAUAAAAUGCUUUCUACCAUGUUUACCAUUUUAUCCUCCACAUAGUGGCAAUUUAUCUUUGCAUUUAUAUGUCAUAAAUAUAAAUUAUUAUACAAAACUAAAGUGAGAAUGGGUGGAGUGGAAGAAAAAAAUAUUCUCAAUUGUUCAUAAAUGGACUGAAUAUCUCCUAGAUUAAUUUCAUCUCCUUCACAAAGAUUUUCCUGACUCUUCUCCUCAUCCCCUGUUGAAGGAAAAAAAAUCUCGCUCUGUAUCUCAUACCAUUUAGUCAUAUUCUUCUUGGAGUUCUUUUCACUGGUUUAUGGUUAAGUCUUGUUAUCCUUGCAGCUGCCCCUUACUAAUCUUACAAUCUUAGGCCAGUCACUUGAACUCUCUGAGCUUUGGUUUUCCAUCUAUGAAAUGAAAAUAAUGUCUAGAUAUGUUUAAGCACCUAGCACAGAGCCUAACAGAGUUGACACUUAAAAAUAAU
Molecule: messenger RNA, 4202 nt
Organism: Ailuropoda melanoleuca (giant panda)
Lineage: Eukaryota; Metazoa; Chordata; Mammalia; Carnivora; Ursidae
Gene: DNASE2B
Product: deoxyribonuclease 2 beta
Exons: 5
Coding region: 3157-3618 (153 amino acids)
Biological process (GO): apoptotic DNA fragmentation
Molecular function (GO): deoxyribonuclease II activity
Source: RefSeq, a predicted model, not a curated record